AACAGUGAUCAUGAAGAAACCUGUGAAAAAAUGUGUACACUCAGAUGUCAUGUGAACCUUUUUAAAGCUAUUUAUUCAUUAUAGAUCAUCUCCAACUAUAUGCCUAGCUAUACCGCUCCAAAUUUAAUCCACUCACGAUUUUAUCUACCAAAUUAAUAUCUUUUUGAUGGUAAAAGGCUGAAUUAACCCUCCAAAAUUAUGCUCCAAUUUCUCUUCUUCCAUGCAAGGGUCAUCCCAUGAAAGAUCUCUCCUUCUUUCUGUUGAAGAACUCGAUUGGGGCCAAGAUGAAGAAAGGAAUCAGAAAUUUUUGCAAUGGUGAUGGCUCGACCUCGACUCUGAACCAACACCAGGCUGAACCUGGUGGUGUUAUUACUUCCUCUGACUUGGUCACCCCACCAUCCGUUGUUGCCUCCAAUACUAAUUCCACCGCCCAAAGCCCUCCAACAACGUUGGAGGAGAUGAUAUUAAGGUUAGAGUUAGAAGAAGAGCUUGCCAGAAAAGCAAAGCUCAAUGAAUAUAGUGAGAUUCGAGGUAGGAGGAUGUCGUGUGUUAACAAUUCUGAUAUCCUGCGAUCUGCCAGGAAUGCUUUGAAUCAGUAUCCUCGGUUUUCCCUUGAUGGAAAAGAUGCCAUGUAUCGAUCGUCGUUUAGAAACUCUGAAAUGGCUGGAAGGAAGUCGGUUUGCUGUGAUCAUGAAUUGAGAGACAGGUACUGCAAAAUUGAGUUUGAAUCAAGAUUAGGGUUGCCAACAACUUUGGGUGGGGAGAGUGUGAUUUGGUGCAAACCAGGUGUGGUGGCCAAGUUGAUGGGUUUAGAGUCCAUGCCAGUGGCAGUAAAUACGAGCCAGGAUAGUAAACAAAAACUCAGUUCCAUGUUAAAGAAACAAAACCAUAGGAAGAGAGCCGAAAGACAUGAAAUGGAGAGAAGACUUGCCAUGGACAUGAGCAAUAAUUAUGAUGAUUUCGGGAGAGAGAGGAAUAUGGGUUCCUCUUCAAGAGCAGGAUACCGUGUAACGAAGCCAGUUGUUGUAGAGCCAGCGUCGACUGGUGACGGUGGAUGGCCAACCCGACGUUUUCUUUAGGUUAAUUAUGGCACAAAUAAACCGAACAGUAAUUAGGGUAUCAAAUCUUGCUACUUCACUUCUAUUUGUUAACAAUAUUGCCGCAUUUACGACAUGUUUUGUAGAAACGUCACAUUGCAAUAAUCCCUUUAUUUUUCUUUCUUAUAGGUAAAGCAAAAUAUAUCCUUUCCAUGAUAGUGGCCUAAUGGUAAAAUAUUGAAUUUU
This is a messenger RNA of Durio zibethinus, 1283 nucleotides long. RefSeq lists its product as uncharacterized. Lineage: Eukaryota; Viridiplantae; Streptophyta; Magnoliopsida; Malvales; Malvaceae. The record is from RefSeq and is a predicted model, not a curated record.